AUGCUUUCCAACACGUCAUCAUUAAGGGUGUUUUCGCGGCAGAUAGCAGGUCCGUUGUCAAGGCAGUCCACUGGCUUCCGCGACAAGCAUUCAUCAAGGCAGGUGAAGAGGCUGUUCAAGAAGAAUCCAGCAGCCCGAAGAAUAGAGAAUAAGAUGGGUGGCAAAGUCAUAGAGAGCCCUCCAGAAGUUACCUAUCAAGCCAUUUUGGAGCCCAAGAUGCUACCGAAUGGAUGGAAUCCUCCUCCACCGGAAGGCAUUGAAAUUCCAGAAUAUCCAUUCAAGAUUUCUCGUACAAAAAACAAGCCAAACGAUGCUGUAGGUUUCUUGCCAGUAUAUUCAGAAUUCCGACGAGACGGUGCCAGGGUCACAACGCGCAUCAAGAAAGUUUCGGGAGAUCGUGACGCAUUUUUGACAGCACUUCGAGCGGCCCUUCAGAUUCCAACGGUGAAUGGUAAGGACGAAACAAUCCGACUUCGCACUGGUGGGACUAUUGAAGUGAAGGGAAAUCGAGUGAUGGAGGUGAAACAAUGGCUUGCCGGCCUUGGUUUCUAG
Messenger RNA from Cylindrotheca closterium, 552 nucleotides. The record is from the annotation of a GenBank genome assembly. NCBI's taxonomy places the organism in Eukaryota, Bacillariophyta, Bacillariophyceae, Bacillariales, Bacillariaceae.